Molecule: messenger RNA, 2347 nt
Organism: Nilaparvata lugens (brown planthopper)
Lineage: Eukaryota; Metazoa; Arthropoda; Insecta; Hemiptera; Delphacidae
Gene: Alg14
Product: UDP-N-acetylglucosamine transferase subunit ALG14 homolog
Exons: 2
Coding region: 1114-1848 (244 amino acids)
Biological process (GO): dolichol-linked oligosaccharide biosynthetic process
Cellular component (GO): UDP-N-acetylglucosamine transferase complex
Source: RefSeq, a predicted model, not a curated record
AGGAGGAUUAGACUGAUUUUUAUGAUUAUUUGUUACUUGAAUAAAACUCUAUCAUCACGUAAUCAACAACCUUUCAACAGUCCAGUUAUUUUCAACGUUUGGUAAAAAGGAUUUCAACAAGAAGUGUUUAUAAAAGGCAAGUUGAUACUCCAGCCUACUCCAUCAAACAACACAAGCUCUUUCAACAGCAUGGAUUCAAUAGGAAACAAGAAAUUUCAACAAACAUUGGGUUGAAAACAACAUGACUUCAAUAGGAAACAAGAAAAUCAACAACCAUCAGACUGAAAAUUAACAACGUAGUUAGCAUACUUUAAUCUUAAAACUGAAGAAAAAACUUUGAAAAAAUUUGGUUACUAGCCUUUCUCCCUUUUCACACUUCUUAACUAGGAAACAAGAGAAUUCAACAAAUAUCAGACCGAAAAUUAACAACGUUUGCAUACUCUAAUAAUAUAAACACUCUAAAUAAUCUUAAAACUGAAAAAAAUCUUGGAUAAAUUGUGGUUACUAGCCUUUCUUCCUCUUCACACUUCUUAACUAGAAAACAAGAGAAUUCAAAAAAUAUCAGACUAAAAAUUAACAACGUUUGCAUACUUUAAUAAUAUAAAUACUCCAUAUACUAAAAUAAUCUUAAAACUAAAAAAAUCUUUGAUAAAUCUGGUUACUAGCCUUCUCUCUUUUCACACUUCUUAAAUAGGAAACAAGAGAAUUCAAAAAAUAUCAGACUGAAAAUUAACAACGUUUGCAUACUCUAAUAAUAUAAACACUCUAAAUAAUCUUAAAACUGAAAAAAAUCUUGGAUAAAAUGUGGUUACUAGCUUUCCUAUUUACACUUCUUAACUAGAAAACAAGAGAAUUCAAUAAACAACAGACUAAAAAUUAACAACGUUUGCAUACUCUAAUAAUAAAUACUCUAAAUACACAAAUAAUCUUAAAACUGAAAAAAAUCUUUGAAAAAUGUGGUUAUCAGCCUUUCUUCCUCUUCACACUUCUUAAAUAGGAAACAAGAGAAUUCAAGAAACAUCAGACUAAAAAUUAACAACGUUUGCAUACUCUAAUAAUAUAAAUACUCUAAAUACUCAAAUAAUCUUAAAACUAAAAAAAAUCUUGGAUAAAAUGUGGUUACUAGCCUUCUUAUUCAUACUUCUCAACGCUAUCUACUUUUUCGCCUGUCGCUUCUCCUACCUUAUGUAUCAAAUCAUGUACAAAACAAGGCCAAAAGAAAAGAAACGCGAUAAAAGUGUGGAUAAAGUGAAAACUCUGAUAGUGAUUGGAUCCGGGGGUCACACGACUGAAAUGAUGUUGUUAGUUGAAAAGUUGGACUUUAGAAACUAUUCUCCCAGAACUUAUGUGAUCGCCGACACAGAUACUAUGAGUGAGGGGAAAGUUUUGAGGUGUGAGGGUGAAAAUGAGGGUGAAAACGAGGUGAAAGAGGGUAAAAACGAGGCUAAAAACGAGGUAAAAGAGUGUGAAAACGAGGUAAACGAGGUUAAUAAAGACUAUAAAAUCCUAAAAAUCCCUCGCAGCCGAGAGGUACACCAAUCCUUCCUCACUUCGGUUAUCACAACUUUGGAAUCCAUUUUCUAUACUCUACCAAUCAUGCUGAGGGUAAACCCUGACCUGAUACUCUGUAACGGGCCCGGUACAUGUAUACCAGUUUGUGUGAUAGCCUUUCUGAUGAGACUCUUUUUCGUCUCGAACAAUCGGAUAAUUUUUGUGGAAAGCGUUUGUCGUGUACAGACUUUGUCGUUGACUGGGAAAAUUUUGUUGUUUAUUGCAGAUGAAGUGUUAGUUCAGUGGCCGGAUUUGACUGCUGAGUAUCCCAGGGCUAAGUUUAUUGGUAGACUGUGAUGGUGGUUUUGGUCCAUGCAAAAUACGUGAAAUUUAUUAAUAAAUUAAUUGAGAAAAUAAAACAUUAAUAAACAAAUUAAACAUUGAGAGAAUACAAUGUUUGACAGGGCUGUAGGGAUACCCGUUUAUUUAACUAAUAACUAUGACUAGUUUAACAUAACUCAUAACUAGUUUAUUGGUAAACUGUGAUGGCUGUUUUAGUCCAUGCAAAAUAUGUAAAAUUAAUUGAGAAAAUACAGUGUUUGGCAGGGCUGUAGGGAUACCCGUUUAUUUAACUAAUAACUAUGACUAGUUUAACAUAAAUCAUAACUAGUUAUUGGUAGACUGUGAUGGUUGUUUUAGUCCAUGCAAAAUACGUGAAAUUUAUUAAUAAAUUAAUUGAGAAAAUACAAUGUUUGACAGGGCUGUAUGGAUACCCGUUUAUUUAACUAAUAACUAUGACUAGUUUAACAUAACUCAUAACUAGUUUAUUGGUAAACUGUGAUGGCUGUUUUAGUCC